Messenger RNA from Stomoxys calcitrans (stable fly), 1096 nucleotides. Its product is annotated as phospholipase A1 VesT1.02. Gene Ontology annotation, molecular function: lipase activity. The record is from RefSeq and is a predicted model, not a curated record. Lineage: Eukaryota; Metazoa; Arthropoda; Insecta; Diptera; Muscidae. Gene Ontology annotation, biological process: lipid metabolic process. The coding region runs from base 44 to 1051 and encodes 335 amino acids. The transcript has 2 exons.
UUCAAUAAAAGCCGAUGGUCUCUGGCACAAAUGAACAGUCAAAAUGAAGUUGACAAUUGCAUUGUUGUUCGCCUUAGCAGCUGUGGCUUUCGCCGGCACCAGCGUAGAUUUCUCAUCUGACAAGGGUUGGAUGGUGCCUCAAAUCGAUGGCACCUUCAAAUGGAUGAGUCGGGAACAGUAUGAGACGGAGAUGUCCUCUAUUGAACCCCGUGCCAUAACAGUAAAGUUCUAUUUGUACACCAAGUCCAACCCUUCAUCGCCCCAACUGAUUAAUGUGAACGAUGCCAAUGCCCUGAGUAAAUCCUAUUUCAACAAGAACAAUCCCACCCGUUUCGUGAUCCAUGGCUGGCAAAACAACUAUCAAUCGGACGUGAAUAUUGAUGUUCGUUCAGCUUUGUUGGCUACUGGCUCCUACAAUGUGUUCUGUGUUGACUGGAGCUCUGCUGCCGAAACCCUUAACUACGCCAGUGCCCGCUACGAUGUGCCCACCGUUGGCCAGAUGGUUGCCAAUUUCAUAGAUUUUCUCAACUCGAGCGGAGGCAUGUCAUUCACCACUCUCAACCUUAUUGGUCACAGCUUGGGUGCUCAUGUAUCGGGUUAUGCAGGAAAAUUGGUCAAGAGGGGUCGUGUUCACACUAUCUAUGGUUUGGAUCCUGCUCUGCCUCUCUUCAGUUACUCGGAUUGCGCCAAGCGCCUGUGCACCAGUGAUGCCAACUAUGUCGAAUCGAUCCAGACCAAUGGCGGCAACUUGGGCUUCUUGGAACCCAUUGGUAAGGGUGCCUUCUACCCCAAUGGCGGAAAAACUCAACCUGGUUGCGGCAUUGACCUCACUGGUAGUUGCUCCCACGGCCGUGCCUAUAUUUACUAUUCCGAAGCUGUACGUAAGAACGACUUCCCUUGCAUGAAGUGUGGCACUUACAACUCCGCCGUUAACAAGGAUUGUGGUGCAACUUAUAGCUCCGUUCGCAUGGGAUCCCCUUCGAAUUAUGGAACUAGUGGUUAUUUCUAUGUACCUGUCAAAAGCAGUGCUCCUUAUGGUAUGGGUUCAUAAGAAGUUAUUAUAAAAUAAAGUCAAAUGCCAGUUUACAGUUUUAAA